Molecule: messenger RNA, 764 nt
Organism: Sceloporus undulatus (fence lizard)
Lineage: Eukaryota; Metazoa; Chordata; Lepidosauria; Squamata; Phrynosomatidae
Gene: EBNA1BP2
Product: EBNA1 binding protein 2
Exons: 5
Coding region: 82-561 (159 amino acids)
Biological process (GO): rRNA processing; ribosomal large subunit biogenesis
Cellular component (GO): nucleolus; preribosome, large subunit precursor; nuclear periphery
Source: RefSeq, a predicted model, not a curated record
AAACUUCAAAGCCUGCUGAUGCCUCCUUUGUUGCUCUUUCUUAAUUAGAUUCGGCAAAAACUGAAGAGCAAACAAGAAGCGAUGGAGAAAUCUGAGAGAGCUAAACAGCUUCGUGCUCUGCGAAAAUAUGGCAAAAAGGUACAAACUGAGGUAUUGCAGAAGAGGCAAAAAGAGAAGACCACAAUGUUGAACGCCAUCAAGAAAUACCAGAAAGGUCUCUCUGACAAACUGGAUUUCCUGGAGGGUGAGAAAACAUCAGCUCCUCAAGGAAAGAAGGAGGGUACUGGAGGCCAACCAGUAAGGAAAGGACCAAAUGCAAAACGACGCUACAAGAACCAGAAGUUUGGUUUUGGUGGUAAGAAGAAGGGGUCAAAGUGGAAUACCAAAGAAAGUCACAAUGAUGUAUCCAGUUUCCGUGCUAACAAAGCCCACUACAAGGGGCCUGGGAAAGGAGGAAAAAAGAAUGCCAAUAAGAGGCCUGGCAAAAAAAAUGAGGCAGAAAAUGAAGAACCGUUCCCGAUAAGGAGUGAAAUGGACAUUUCUUUCCCCCCCAAGUUCUGAAUUCAACUGAUGCUGACUUUCACCUAUAAGACCAUUUAGCUUAUUAUGGAAGCAGCAGCUGGUUCCACCUGACACUGAGUACACCAGUAUUUAUAUAAAAAAGACUAACCAGAUACUUCUUGUUGCCUUGUUUUCAUACUGGCUUGAUCUUUCUAGAGCCUUUUUAUGUGAAAUAGUGGAUUAAAAACACUUUUACAGGUUUA